This is a messenger RNA of Paramisgurnus dabryanus, 3477 nucleotides long. RefSeq names its product HPS4 biogenesis of lysosomal organelles complex 3 subunit 2 (gene hps4). Gene Ontology annotation, molecular function: small GTPase binding; guanyl-nucleotide exchange factor activity. Gene Ontology annotation, biological process: vesicle-mediated transport; melanosome assembly; protein targeting. Gene Ontology annotation, cellular component: cytoplasmic vesicle; lysosomal membrane; BLOC-3 complex. NCBI's taxonomy places the organism in Eukaryota, Metazoa, Chordata, Actinopteri, Cypriniformes, Cobitidae. The record is from RefSeq and is a predicted model, not a curated record.
AACGCCACCACAGAAACUCGAAGCUUAAAAGAGAAACAUCAAGUUUGUCCCUACAUGCUUGCCAUACUGUCAAGUCUCUCUCACAUGACUUUCCACUUGUGACUCGCAUUCCUGACCAAAAAUGCCGUUUAUGAAAUGUGAGAUAUGAAUAGUUUACAUUCAAUAUACUAUGAAUAUAUAUGGGUAGUCGUGACAUUGUGUAAGCUGUAUUUAGCGAAACUAAGUUAACUGAUGAAGUAAUUCGGUUAAACUUCAGUGCAACACACGUGAGUUUCCUGUGCUCUGCGUUGCGCAAGUCAACAACGAUCACCGCCAAUGGCUGGAACAAAUGCUGUAAAUGAUUCAAGACGAUGCCUUUUCUUCUUCCUCUAUGAUAGUUCAAAGGUGCAAGAGGAAGGAGACCAGACAAGAGAUGGCAUAUACUACUUCUAUCCUGAAGAUACACCAGCAGACCAUCAGGAUCUCCUCUGCGGACAGCUGGCCGGUGUGUGUCGUUGUGUGUCCGAGCUGUCCACAUCUCCUGUACGCCUGCUGCGUCUGCGCAAGAGCAAAUAUGCAGUUCGCAUGAAGGAUAAGUUUAUUUGGGCUUUAAGCUGUGUGGGAGACAUUCCAGAUGUGAGCGUAUGUGACUUUUUAGAUCAGCUGAUCAAUCUAUUCUGUUUUUAUAAUGGACCGGUGCGUCAAAGCUACCAGUUAAACAGUAAAGUGGAGUUAGCAUCAAGAUGGGCCAAAUACCUCUGUCACCUGCAGGGCGGCUCCACUGAGCUGCACAAUAUCUUUAGCUGCUUGAAGACUGUUGAUUCUUUGAAUAUUGAUCCUCUGCUGCUGUUGAAAGCUGCGCUUAUUCUACAGGCAUGUCAGCGAUGCCCUCUCGUGUUAGCAGGUUGUAUCCUGUACAGGGGCAGGGUGGUGAGUACUCAGAUGCCUCCUGCCCUGACAGUGAAGGUGAUGGUGUACGAGACAGAAACUUACAGCCAGGACCACAGGGUGACAGCCAAUGGCCUGAGCUCAACUGUGGCCACACCCCACUCAGUCACAGUUACUGCACAGGUGUUUCUGACGACUACUGAACUGCAGAUGCUGUGCGGCUCCCCAGUGGAUAGAGCAUGCAGGUACAUCCAAAAAAAGUCUCAUUGCGCUCAACCUCCAUGCCAAUCUAGAAAGUCCCGCCUCCUGUCACGCACUUUAUCUGACAUCCGGACCAUAGAUACAGACUCACCAAACCUAGAACCCACCCAGUGUCCCUCAAUCUCCGAUCAGACGACGUCAUCCUCUCCCCGCUCCUCUCUUUCCGAUGAGAUGUGUUUCAGUCCCUCCCCCUCAGUGCUAAACACCCCCCUUCACUCCAGCCUUAUGAACCAAUCAGAAUAUUUCACUCCAGAGUCACAUGACCACAACACGCCGAAUGGCACAAACUCGUCCAAGGAACAAUGUAUAACAGAAAGUUUGAAUAGAAAUGAUAAAAGCGAUAUAGAUGAGAAUCUGGAGACAGGAAGUUUACACUCAUGGACCAAAAUUAAAAGUGAAGUUGUACAUUUAGAUCAGGAUCUUGAUGCCAAAGCACUCAAAAAUGGUUAUCAGUUGCAGUCGAAUUGUCUUGAAAACCAUUUAGACGUCUCUUACCAUGACAAUCAGAUUGACAUGACCGAAGGACAACGAUUGGACGCUCCCAAUCAUGUGACCAAUGGAAACAAUGAAUUCCACGGAGAUACAGAGAAAGAGGCAAGAGAAAACAGUGAGCAAGUAGAAAAGUCAAAACAAAGGCUUAAGGAAAAUGAAUCCCCAUUACACAAGACCCUUACAGACCCUUCUCUGGUGCGCACAAUAUUGUACCAGCAUAGAGUCAGAGGUCUUGUCCUUGCACUUUUGGUGGAGCCGGAAUUCAUCACGGAUGCCACCGCCAGGGAGGAAGUGUAUAACAGCAGUAUGGCAUCUCUGAAUGGGCUUGAAGCUCAUCUGAGGAAUACCUCACCCUGGACCCCCAGCCCCCCUGGACCCUACACCUUCGCCCACUAUGACUGCAUUCAAAACACACUUACUACUAAUGUAUGUGGGCGCUCCGCUGGACCCCAGGAUCGUGCAUUUGUGAGGGCCACAGCACUGCUCCAUUCUCAUUUUUCAGAAACAGACACUCUACAAGAGGCCAUUGUCAGGAGUGCUAGUUCGGCAGUGUAUGGGACCCGUAGCGCUGCCCAGGAAACGUAUUUCCUCCAGCAAGGAACACCAGUCAGAAACUCUGGAAGUCCUGAUGCCCAGGACAGCGCUUUCUCUCUGCCCAAAAAAGCUCGCCAACGGUUGCUUAAACAUGGAGUUAACCUGCUCUAACUGAAGUCUGCAUACUGAUCUUCACAAUGUAUUUAUGUAUCUCAUACUGCUCAGAAUGUGAUUAAAGGAAUACUGCACCCAAACUGAUUUUUUUACUUACCGACCAUGUCAUUCCAAAGCAGUAUGAUUUUCUUCUGUGGAACCAAAUAGCUGUGUCCCAAUUCGAAGGCUGCGACGUACAGUAUAUAUGCUUAGAACGCAUUCUUAUAACGAAUAAAAGCUGUGCCAAUUCAAAGGCUGCUUAAAAUGAAGCCUCAAAAUGUGUCCUUUAUCCUGCUUAAGGAUAGAACAAAUGGAUCCUUUAUAGCCGAGGCUAUCCCGAGAUUCAUUGCACGCCUGUAACGGCUGAAUAUAACGGCUGGAUAUGUUAAAAUAUACAUUUAAACAUUUGUUAAAUAAAUGUGUGUAUUUAGCAGAAAAAAAGUUUCUUGUCAAUGUUAAGUAUUGUAAGUUGUUUUGUAUUAAUAAUAUUCUGUGUAUGUUACGUAUAUUUCUAAGGUUGAAUAAUUUAAUAUACUGUUGGUUAGUUUAAUCUACAUCAACGUGUCGUAUUUCCUCAAAUACAAUUUAUGUUUUUCAGGUUCCAUAUUUAUUUUAAUAAAUCAAAAACGUCUCCGCUGUGUCCCACUGACAGGCGCGGGGGGGCGCGUGCAGCAUGUGACGCACAUUAUGGAUCCUCUGAAGGCGGAGGCUGCGACCUUCAAAGACCGAGUGCUCGCCUUCUAAGGUCGCGUCCUUAGAAAAUCGCAAGCUUCGAAUUAGGACAGCUAAUGAAUGUGUUUUUUUCUGUUUUUGUUUUUUUUAUAAAUGACUUGGUUCUUUAUCAUAUAAUAAAAUUAAUGUAGGGUGACAAAAGCACCAUAAAACUAUCCUAAAAGUCAACCAAAAGGACGAUCUUUUCAAAUCUUAUUUUAAAUCAUACAGAAGUAACUAAAAGUGUACGUGACAGAGGAUCUAUGUAAUCCUUUGCUGUUAAAUCUGAAUUUUAAAAACCGUUUUAAAUUUUAAAAAUCAUUAAACCGCUAUGUCUUUUUUUAAUACAUCAAAAUUGUUGCUGAAUAAGAAUAAACUUUCUUUUUCAAAUCUUUCUAAAUUGUUUGGACAUGUUGAAUAAAUAAAUCACGUAGUAUUAAACAACGUAGUAUUACUUAA